GUUAUCCGGGCUCUUCACAAUGGCCGACGAGGUGUCGAAGGCUCAGGCAGCUGCUCCACAGGGAGAUACGAUCUUUGGCAAGAUAAUUCGCAAGGAAAUUCCUACGGAAUUUAUACAUGAAGAUGACUUGUGUGUUGCAUUCAAAGACAUAUCUCCACAAGCUCCCACACAUUUCCUCGUUCUACCAAAGAAACCCAUUCCACAACUAUCAAAAGCAUCCGAUGAAGACGAACAGCUCCUUGGCCACUUGCUCAUUACCGCGAGAAAAGUAGCUGCAGAUCUGGGUCUAGACAAGGGCUACAGAGUUGUGAUAAAUGAGGGUCAAGAUGGAGCUCAGAGUGUGUACCAUCUGCAUAUUCAUGUGAUGGGAGGCAGACAGAUGGGAUGGCCACCGGGAUAGUUUAGAGACGAUGGAUGGUUGUAAACACAUGCUAGCUGCAGUAUCUGUAGCUUAGUGUAUCUCUGUUGAUGAUUGAAUUGUGUCGUAGUUUAUAUCAAUCAAGUUGAGUUUGUGCUCACUUUGUCAUGAUA
Corticium candelabrum is the source of this 531-nucleotide messenger RNA. Its product is annotated as adenosine 5'-monophosphoramidase HINT1-like. Lineage: Eukaryota; Metazoa; Porifera; Homoscleromorpha; Homosclerophorida; Plakinidae. The transcript has 3 exons. The record is from RefSeq and is a predicted model, not a curated record. Bases 20 to 400 code for a protein of 126 amino acids. Gene Ontology annotation, biological process: purine ribonucleotide catabolic process. Gene Ontology annotation, molecular function: hydrolase activity. Gene Ontology annotation, cellular component: nucleus; cytoplasm.